AUGCGGCCGCGCACCAUGUACGACAAGAUCUGGGACGAGCACGUCGUGGAGGCGGGCAGCGACGGCAACGCUCUCCUCUACGGCUACCCGGACCCGUUAUUACGUUGCAUCCUCUCGGGAAAUGCCGUGGGCCUCGCCGUAGCCGGCCGGCCCGUGCGGCGGCCCGACUGCACGCUCGUGACUGUCGACCACAACAUCCCCACCUCGUCGCGCUCAAAGUUCAAGGACGUGGCGUCCUUCAUCGAGGAGGAGCAGUCGCGGACGCAGGUGCUCGCGCUCGAGGCGAACGUUGAGGCGUUCAACCUGGCCUACUUUGGCAUGGGCGACAAGCGGCAGGGCGUGGUGCACAUCAUCGGGCCCGAGCAGGGCUUCACCGUCCCGGGCGCGACCACCGUCUGCGGAGACAGCCACACCGCCACGCACGGCGCGUUUGGAGCGCUCGCGUUUGGGAUCGGGACGUCAGAGGUGGAGCACGUGCUCGCGACGUCGACGCUGCAGCAGCAAAAGAUGAAGAACUUCCUGAUCCGCGUCGACGGCGCCCUCCCCGUCGGCGUCACCGCAAAGGACGUCAUCCUGCACGUCUGCGGCCUGAUCGGCACGGCCGGCGGCACGGGCUACACGAUCGAGUUUGCGGGCGAGGCGAUCCGAUCGCUGUCGAUGGAGGGGCGCAUGUCGAUCUGCAACAUGGCCAUCGAGGCGGGCGCGCGCGCCGGCCUCAUCGCGCCCGACGACGUCACGUUCGACUACUUGCGCGGCCGCCCGAUGGUGCCUGCUCCCGAGUCCGACGAGUGGGCGGCGGCGGUGGCGCACUGGCGCUCGCUCGCCUCGGACGCGGACGCGGCGUACGACCGGACUGUCGUCAUCGACGCCGCCUCCAUCGCACCCACCGUCACCUGGGGCACUUCUCCCGAGGACACGGCGCCCAUCAGCGGCAGGGUGCCCACCCUCGACCAGAUCGACGACCCGACGCUCCGCUCAAAGGCGGAGCGCGCGCUCUCGUACAUGGGACCGCUGCUCGAGCGGCAGCAGCGAUCUCGCUUGCUCGAGCGGCAGGGCGAGCCACUCGAGGCGAUCCCCGUUGACAAGGUCUUCAUCGGCUCCUGCACCAACGGACGCAUCGAGGAUUUGCGCGCCGUCGCCGCCGUCGCCAAGGGGCGCAAGGUCGCGCCGCACGUGCACGCGAUGGUCGUGCCUGGCUCGGGCGUGGUGCGGGAGCAGGCGGUCGAGGAGGGGCUCGACCUCACGCUGGUCGAGGCGGGCUUCGACUUUCGGCAGCCCGGCUGCUCGAUGUGCCUCGCGAUGAACUCGGACAAGCUCGGCAGCGGGGAGCGGUGCGCCUCGACCUCCAACCGCAACUUCGAGGGCCGGCAGGGCGCGGGCGGGCGCACGCACCUCAUGUCGCCAAUCAUGGCUGCGGCCGCGGCGAUCACCGGCCGGCUGGCGGACGUGCGCGCGCUGCAGCUGCCGGAGGGGGCGAUGCAGGUGCUGACUGUCGCGGGCGAGUCUUCCGCGACACAGCGCGAGAUGUGGUCUGCCGCCACUCAGUCCGCCGGCCCGAUCAUCCGCGAGGAGGGCGGCGGCGACGGCGGCGGUGGCGGCGGCGGCGGCAUGCCGCGCUUCACGGUCGUGCGCGGCGCCGCCGCGCCGCUGAACAUUCCGAACGUCGACACGGACCUGAUCAUCCCAAAGGAGUUCCUCAAGACUAUCAAGAGGACGGGGUUCGGUUUCCCCCCCUUUGCCGAAAUGCGGUACCACAACCCGGUCGAGGUUGCCACGAUGGGCCCGGAGAUCGCGCGGCCGAACGAGGACUUUGUCCUCAACCAGCCGCAGUACCAGGACGCGUGUAUCCUCGUGGCUGGGCCGAACUUCGGGUGCGGCUCGUCGCGCGAGCACGCGCCGUGGUCGAUCUCGGGGAUGGGGAUCCGCUGCCUCAUCGCCCCCUCCUUCGCCGACAUCUUUUACAACAACUGCUUCAAGAACGGGAUGCUGCCCAUCGUCCUGCCGCCGCCGCAGGUCGCCGACCUGAUGGCGGACGCCGAGGCCGGCCUCCCUCUGGAGGUGGACCUGCAGGCGCAGAAGGUGGUGCGCCACGACGGGUCCGCCAUCGACUUUGAGGUGGACCCGUUCCGCAAGGACUGCCUGCUCAACGGGCUCGACCACAUCGGCCUCACGCUCCAAAAGAUGGACACCAUCCGCGACUUCGAGGCCAAGCGCUCCGCCGCCGCGCCGUGGCUCGACGGCGCCACCACCCGCGUGCCGAAGAUCUGGCCCGUCGCCGGCAUGCCCCGCUACGAGCUCGCCACGCCGUCGCAAGACGACUGGGCCGAGGAGGGGAAGCGCCUGCGCUCCGCCGCGGCCGCCUGAGCGCGCUGCGCGCCGGCUCGACGGGGCCUCGCCGUUCACAUGCCUGGGCAAGCAAGCACUCAGCCCCGUACUAGUACUAUGCUGAGACCCUGACGAGUCCAGCGUUCUCUGUUGCGAUUAUUCUCAUGUCGUCUCUGGCGGCCCUCGAGGCCCAGGAUGCCACCAUGUAGUGCACACGCGCGCGAGAGUCUGAGGAGAGCUGUGAGAGUUAUCUGUGGUCUCUUAUUGUAUUAUGUAAUCUACAACUAUGUC
Emiliania huxleyi CCMP1516 is the source of this 2616-nucleotide messenger RNA. RefSeq names its product 3-isopropylmalate dehydratase. Gene Ontology annotation, biological process: L-leucine biosynthetic process. NCBI's taxonomy places the organism in Eukaryota, Haptophyta, Isochrysidales, Noelaerhabdaceae. The transcript has 16 exons. Gene Ontology annotation, molecular function: 3-isopropylmalate dehydratase activity; 4 iron, 4 sulfur cluster binding. Bases 1 to 2364 code for a protein of 787 amino acids. The record is from RefSeq and is a predicted model, not a curated record. Gene Ontology annotation, cellular component: 3-isopropylmalate dehydratase complex.